GGUGGAACAUUUUUGUUAAAACAUCCAAAAGCGAAGUAGUUUCACUGAAUUCGAUUCUCCAUCGCUUUCCUCAACACGCCAUCAUUCUCUCUCUGUUUUAUGUCUCAUCACAAUUCGGUGGUUUAAGAACCAUCACGAUGAUAUCUGGAUACUAAUUUUCCCUUUGCAAGAAGGGAAAAUCCUACGAAUUUGAUCUUCAAUUUUCAUGAGAGGUUCUUAAAGUUCUUGAUCCCCUUUUUUCGAAUAUCACGUCUAUUCCCAUGGAGGGUUUUGUAAUGUCUAAGGUUUCGGAAAAGGAGGAGGGCAAGAACGAUAGUCAUCUGACAUCAGCUGCAGCUUUUGUGGAAGGAGGAAUUCAAGAAGCUUGUGAUGAUUCUUGUAGCAUUUGCCUUGAGGCUUUCUGUGAUAGUGAUCCUGGCACGGUGACUGGAUGCAAGCAUGAGUUCCAUCUUCAGUGCAUUCUUGAAUGGUGCCAAAGAAGCUCAAACUGUCCAAUGUGUUGGCAAGCCAUCACCCUCAAGGAUCCUACCAGUCAAGAGUUAUUAGAGGCAGUAGAACAGGAAAGACGCAUCAGGUUCAAGCCUGCAAGAACUUCAACAAUAUUUCAUCAUCCCACUCUCGGGGAUUUUGAACUACAACAUUUACCGGUUGGUGUUAAUGAGGGUGAACUUGAGGAUCGAAUUAUCCGGCAUUUAGCGGCUGCUGCCGCCAUGGGGAGGACCCACCAUGUGAGUAGAAGGGAGGGGUCAAGAAACCGGUCAACGGGUCAUGGUCAACCACAGUUCUUGGUUUUCUCUGCUAACCCUAAUGCACCUUCAUCUGCCACUGAUCCAGGUGGAGUGGAAGGUGAACCUGUUGGUGUCACUUCAGCUAGCCCAUCUGUUCCACUUAGGUCAACUUCAGAAACAGCUAACAUAUCCAAUAGUCAACAAGGGACCUCAGUUAUACAUAGAAGCCCAAGCAGUCAAUUAUCUCUUCCUGAUCAAGAUCAAGCUGGUCCUUCAGAGUUCCAAACAGUUACAAAUUCAUGGAAAUCAAGAUUUAAUGCAAUUUCAAUGAGAUAUAAGGAAUCACUAUCAAAGAGUACACGAGAGUUGAAGGAUAGGCUUUUCAACAAGAGUCCAUCCAUGUCAAACAUUGGUUCAGAAGACAGGAGAGAAGUGAAUGCUGAAAUUGAAAAUGUGUCCCAAAGGAUGGAGUUCCUGGAAACCCAUGAAGAUAAUAGACAAGAUCAUGAUCAUAAUCAUGAUCCAGCAUCUAAUGACAAUAAUACCCCUGCUACCGGUCCAAAUGCUGCUUCAAACUAAUAUGUUCAACUCAUUUGACCAAUCAAAGAUUUCAUCAGUUAUCUGCAAAAGUGGCUUUUUAACACAUGGUUUAAUAUUUCACAACUUUCUUUUUCUAUCUGCUUGUGAAAAAAAAAAAAAAAAAAAACCCUUCAUAUAGAAACAUAGAUUUGGUAUGGACAGCAUACGUUAAUUACAUGAUUGUUUUGUUUGGAGGGUUUGUGUUGAAUUAUUUGCUAUACCAUUACUAUGGAGAGAUCAUGAUAUUGGGUCAA
Messenger RNA from Lactuca sativa (garden lettuce), 1561 nucleotides. Its product is annotated as E3 ubiquitin-protein ligase RHF2A. The record is from RefSeq and is a predicted model, not a curated record. Gene Ontology annotation, molecular function: ubiquitin-protein transferase activity. Lineage: Eukaryota; Viridiplantae; Streptophyta; Magnoliopsida; Asterales; Asteraceae.